Molecule: messenger RNA, 1580 nt
Organism: Mucor mucedo
Lineage: Eukaryota; Fungi; Mucoromycota; Mucoromycetes; Mucorales; Mucoraceae
Product: ZIP zinc transporter-domain-containing protein
Exons: 4
Coding region: 15-1250 (411 amino acids)
Biological process (GO): zinc ion transmembrane transport
Cellular component (GO): plasma membrane
Molecular function (GO): zinc ion transmembrane transporter activity
Source: RefSeq, a predicted model, not a curated record
GAUAAAAUAUCAUAAUGACAAAGUUUUUCGUAACUCGGGGCCUCUUCUUACUGUUGAUCGGUGCAUUUCUAUUUUCAGCUGUUUGGGCUCAGGAGGACAGCACUACCGAUAUUAGCCACUCUGACAUGCACAUCCAUGAAGAUGGAACAGUACACUCUCAUGAUGAUGAAACACAUAGUCAUGAACAUACAGAGAAUGGUGUCAGUAGCGGUAGCUCUCAUGGCCACUCUCAUGGGUCUCAGUCUUGUGAAGUAGAAGAUAUAUCUGACUAUAAUAUGCCUUUCAGAAUUGGUUCCAUAUUUAUCAUUUUGGCUACUUCAGCUGUUGGUAUCUUUUCUCCUAUUGUUCUUUACCGCAUCAGUUCUUUUAAAGAUGGUUCUAUUCGUGAUUGGGUCCUAACUGCUGGUAAAUUUUUUGGCACUGGUGUUAUUAUUGCUACUGCUUUUAUUCAUAUGCUCCCAGAGGCCAUCGAACGAUUUGGGUCUGAUUGUCUUGGUGAAGGUUGGCACUCAUAUCAUGCAUUUGGCGGUCUGUUUUGUAUGCUGGCUUCGUUUUCUCUUCAAAUUAUUGAGUUGGCUGCUAUUAGUAAUUUAGAUGCAAUCGCAAGAAGAAAUAUAGCUGCUACUGGUCACAUCGAUGUUGAAAAAUCAUCUACUUACCAAAAAGAAAUCUCAGAAAAAGUUAAUACACAUUCCCACCACGAACAUGAUCACAACGGGAUAAGUCAAGAUGGCCACGUUCACUCUGCCGGCUUCUUGGAGAAUGACCAAUCUCUUCGCAGUGUCAGUACAUUUAUUCUGGAGCUUGGUAUCAUAAUGCAUUCUAUUAUUAUCGGUCUUACACUUGGAACUGCUGACAGUACUUCAUUCCAAACACUACUUAUUGCUUUGUGUUUCCAUCAGUUUUUCGAGGGUAUUGCUCUCGGUACUCGUGUUAACGAUCUUCAAUAUAAGAGUUGGAAAAAGCCUAUUAUUAUGGGUAUCAUCUUUGUCUGUAUGACUCCUAUCGGUAUUGGCAUUGGAAUUGGCAUCAAAUCUACAAUGAACCCCCCUUCUUCUAUUUUAGCCCAAGCUAUUUUAGACUCUCUCUCUGCCGGUAUUUUAUUAUACAGUGCUUACAUCUCACUUAUGAGCAUCGAAAUUAAUCACAACAUUGGUUUUCGUAAAUCCUCUCUCCCACGCAAAGUCUUCUGCUUCUUAUGUAUGUAUCUUGGUGCUGCUUUGAUGUCUGUAAUUGGUAUAUGGGCAUAACUAAUACUUGUAAUCGCCAAAUUCUUAUCUUUAUAUUAUUAAUCCUCUUAAACUACUACAUGAUAAAUAAAUGUUACACAUACUGAAUCAAUCUACAACAAUAAAAAUGAUAAUAAUGUAAAAUAGCACCAACUUUGAAGAAUACAUAUCUAAAAUCUUUUAGCUAUGUUUAACUUAAUUAGAGGGUUAAACUUAUGAGUAUUAGCUUUAUAUAUAUGGUGUUGCUAGUUUGUCACUUCAGACAAAUACGCCGGUAGAUGCUGUGAUCUGAUCUUUGACAUUAUACACACUUAAUGUAAAGCGCGUGCUUUUUUAUCAGAAUACUAAAAG